AUGGGCGCCGCCACAGUCACGAAGAAGCGCAAGGUCCGCGACGCAGAGGGAUCCGAGGCUGUGUCUGUGACCAAGAAGACGAAGAAGAUCAAGAGCCCCGCGCCGCCAGUCGAGCCACCCAGCGAAAGCGAAGAGGAAGUCCCGGAGGACGAGGAGGACGACAACGCUGAGGGUGAAGACUCAGAGGACGAUGUGGCCGAGAAUGGCGAACCCGAUGAUCUUCCUGCCCAGAGCCAACCGCUUCUCCCACCGACCACAGCCUCCGACCAGUUCGAGGAUCUCAAAUUGUCCGAAAAGACCAUGUCGGCCAUCAAAGACAUGGGCUUCACCAAAAUGACUAGCAUUCAGCGCAGUGCGAUACCACCUCUGCUGGCCGGCAAAGAUGUCCUCGGCGCUGCCAAGACUGGCUCCGGCAAGACCCUCGCCUUCCUCAUCCCCGUCGUCGAGAUGCUCUCCUCCGUGCGCUUCAAGCCGCGCAACGGCACCGGCGCGAUUGUCGUCUCGCCCACCCGCGAGCUGGCGCUGCAGAUCUUUGGCGUCGCGCGCGAGCUGAUGAAGAACCACUCCCAGACGUACGGCAUCGUCAUUGGCGGCGCGAACCGCAAGGCCGAGGCCGAGAAGCUGCAAAAGGGCGUCAACCUUCUGAUCGCGACACCGGGCCGCCUGCUGGACCACCUCAUGAACACGCCCUUUGUGUACAAGAACAUGCGGUCGCUCAUCAUUGACGAGGCGGACCGCAUCCUCGAGGUCGGGUUCGAGGAUGAGAUGAGGCAGAUUGUCAAGAUCCUGAAGCCCAAAGACCAGGUCAACGACCGGCAGACGAUGCUCUUCUCCGCCACGCAGACGACCAAGGUCGAGGAUCUCGCGCGCAUCUCGCUGCGUCCCAACCCGCUCUACAUCAACGUCGACGAGGAGAAGCAGUUUAGCACAGUCGAGGGGCUGGAGCAGGGCUACGUCCUGUGCGACGCCGACAGGCGCUUCGUCCUGCUCUUUUCCUUCCUCAAGGCCAUGAUGAAGGUGCCUGCGGCCAAGCCGGACGAGACCGAGGAGGAGAAGACGGCGCGGCUGAACAAGAGGAAAAAGGUCAUUGUCUUCUUCAGCAGCUGCAACUCGGUCAAGUACUACUCGGAGCUGCUCAACUAUAUUGACCUGCCCGUCCUGGAUUUGCACGGCAAGCAGAAGCAGGAGAAGCGCACGAGGACGUUCUUUGAGUUCAGCAACGCGUCGCAUGGCAUCCUCAUCUGCACAGACGUCGCAGCGCGUGGCCUCGAUAUCCCUGCCGUCGACUACAUUGUCCAGUUCGACCCCCCCGACAACGCGACAGACUACAUCCACCGCGUCGGCCGGACAGCUCGCGCCAACACCAAGGGGCGCAGUCUCAUGUUCCUCCAGCCGAACGAGGUGGGCUUCCUCUCGCACCUCAAGGCGGCGCGCGUGCCCGUGUUUGAGUACGAGUUCCCGGCCAAGAAGAUCCUCAACGUGCAGUCGCAGCUAGAGAAGCUCGUGGGCGACAACUACCACCUGCACUCGAGCGCCAAGGACGCUUUCCGCUCGUACUUGCACGCGUACGCGGCGCACAGCCUGCGCUCCGUCUACGACGUGAACAAGCUGGACCUCGCCAAAGUGGCCAAGAGCUUUGGCUUCAAGGUGCCGCCGAGGGUAGACAUCCAGCUGGGGCAGAGCAUGGGACGGAACAAGACACAGGGACGCAGGGCCUAUGGUAGUCAACCGAAGCAGGCGAGGGGCAAUUACCAGGGGAGACGACACGCCUAA
Emericellopsis cladophorae is the source of this 1773-nucleotide messenger RNA. Its product is annotated as ATP-dependent RNA helicase-like protein. The record is from RefSeq and is a predicted model, not a curated record. The transcript has 3 exons. The coding region runs from base 1 to 1773 and encodes 590 amino acids. Gene Ontology annotation, molecular function: RNA helicase activity; ATP binding; nucleic acid binding. NCBI's taxonomy places the organism in Eukaryota, Fungi, Ascomycota, Sordariomycetes, Hypocreales, Bionectriaceae. Gene Ontology annotation, biological process: maturation of LSU-rRNA from tricistronic rRNA transcript (SSU-rRNA, 5.8S rRNA, LSU-rRNA). Gene Ontology annotation, cellular component: nucleolus.